CACAGAAACAAACACAUAAAUUUCAUUCGACGGGUCCCAAAAGGAGAGGCUGGUGAAAUGCCUCUGGUUUAAUCUCAGAGAGCAACGUGGCUCCCCAUCUCCCGGAUUCAUUCCCUAGAAGGACUCCACGCCACAAGAAUGCAUCCAGUUCUUGAGCACGGAAAUUUGUAGUCAGCUUCUCCCCAACAAGAAGGUCUUUCUGCCCGACAGAAAUCACCCGUAUGCACGCGUAUGUCCUUGUCCGCGUAUGAGUGGUGACAUCUCUAUUCAUCGACCUUCUAGGCCUUUGAAACGGAAAUCCCUGACUUUUGCUCCCAAUGUUUUCUGGGAAGGUGAAAGAAGGGUUAGAAUUCAGAAGGCAGAACAGGAGGGCGGAGAAUGGGAGCGAAGGUUUUCGGAUGAAGGGCUUUGGCAAGCUUCAAGACGUGGUCAACCGGAAGGGGAAGGCUCCGGAUUGGAAGUUGUCACAGAACCGGAGCACCCUCAGCAAGUCUGCACAGGCGGUCACCCGCUUCUACAAUGAGGUGGAGAACCAACCAGCUUUGUCGUUGGCCGCGGGCUACAGGUCCCAGGUGCGGGGGCUGCAGAGAGCUUUCCUCCUGCGUCCCGGCUGCCCCAGGUUCAGCUCCAAAGCGACGACCACCGCCCAGUUUGAUCCCUCCAUCUCUUCGCUCUCUGACCUGCCCACUAGCGGGAACAUCCGCUUCGAAAGCUGGGAUAUGGUGGACGGGCAGCCUACGACCAUCGAGCCGGUGACGGAGGGGACGGUCUCGUUCAGCCAGAGCGCCGGUGAGAUUCGCGGAUGGAGGAGCUUCUCGGAGGUGGAGAGGGUCCAGGCCGCCGUCCAGGGAUCCAGCACCCAGAGUCUGGCCAUCCAGCCUCCCGGCCACAAGAUCCCCUGGUACGUCGCGGUGAUCCACGAAAAGGAGCGCUGCAUGCUGAUGCUGGGGGAGGAGAUCAAUCGUCUGUCCAAAGUGGAGAUGGAGUGCCAGCGCAAGGAUGAUGUCAUCCAGGUGCUCAGGGAGGAGGUGGAGAAGCUGGACCGGCAACUUCAAACACAGAGAAAACUCAGCUCCAAGCAAGAGGAGGAAUCUAUCCCCGUGCCAGCUGAUCUCGGAGCCCGACUGAGCCCGGUUCCCGGCCCGGGCGUCCCUGGAGAGGAACCGCGGCAGGGGAGUCACAUCGAGGGGCUGAAGGAGGAGGUGGUGGAGGACCUGAAGGCUCGGCUGAGCCUCUCGGAACAGCCCCCGGACGCGACGCUGGAGACGGAGAUCGCCACCCUCUCGGAGAGCUUGAUGAAGGGGCAGGAGGAGCUGCAGCAGCUGGAAAGAGAGUAUUCCGAGAUCCAACUGAAGGACCCGAGGCAAGAAGAGACCAGCAGAGAGGGUCCGUUGGGCGAGAACAAAGCGGUAGGGGAAAUGGGACCAGAAGCAGAAGAGGGAGUUCUUCUGUACAAGGAAGUAGAGGAAGAGCUGCUGGCCAAGUUGCAGGAGUCGGAGCAGGUGAACCAAGAACUCCAGGAGGUGCUGGACUCCUUGAGGAACGAGUACUCGGUGGCCACAGGAGUGAUCUCGUCACUGCAGAGGCAGGUGGACUUCCAGAAAUCCCAGCUGUGCAAGGCGGAAGUGGAGCAAGAGAAGCUGCGGAAGGAACUUCGAGAGCGACAAAACCAGCUGCAAGCAAUGUCCACCAAGUUCUCCUGCCUCCGGGAAGAGCGGAAACUCGAGGAAAUGAUGGGAGCGAUUGAGAAAGACAACUUUGCUCUCCGACAGCAUGUGUGUGACCUGGAAUCCGAGCUGGGGAAGAGGAUCGAGCAGAUCGGGGAGUUUGGUGGCAGGCUGAGCUGGCUCGAGGGGGAGGUGACUGCGGGCAGGAACCAUCUUGAAAGGCAGCAGCGGUGUCAGGCUGAGCUCCAGAGCCAGAACGAGGUCAUGCGGCGCUCAGAGCAGCAGUCCAGGGUCAUCCAGGAGGUGACCCAUUCCAGGCUCGAAAGGCUAAGAAACAGGAUCAUCCAAGCCACAUUCAGCACAGCGGGAAUCAAGUCCCCAAACUCGGAGAUCAGUGACAGUGACAUCCUGGAUGCCUUGCAGCCUGUGUUUGAAUUCCAGCGACUGAUUAACGAGCGAGUGGAGUUUCACCAGAUGCUGAAACAGAAAGGCGUCAAAGUCCCCCCGCUCCACCAGACAGAAAUCACCUCGGCCAACCACAGGCCGGCGAGAAGGAGCCCGGCCAAGUAGGGACCUCGAGCCCCGGACCGCUGCGUGGGGCCGGGUCAGCCUUCUCCGGUGCCGCCUCCUGCUCUCAUCCUGCCGGGCCCUAGAACCACUUGAAUCUUUACCCCCAAAAUAAACUCGGAGCGGGAGGUGUGGUCCCGCCGGAUGCUGAGCA
Messenger RNA from Ornithorhynchus anatinus (platypus), 2388 nucleotides. RefSeq names its product coiled-coil domain containing 27 (gene CCDC27). Lineage: Eukaryota; Metazoa; Chordata; Mammalia; Monotremata; Ornithorhynchidae. The coding region runs from base 318 to 2237 and encodes 639 amino acids. The record is from RefSeq and is a predicted model, not a curated record. The transcript has 12 exons.